CACCACUUCCAAACACAGAGCAAACCCGCAGAGCCUUGAACGUAACUGGUUACAACCAGUGAGAAAUAAUUCCUCUCUCCCACCUACCCAACCCUGCCCCAGCCAAUCCAGAGCACUUGAAGGCAACCGGCGGCCACUGCACUUCCUUAGGGAAAGUCAGGAGCUCAGGCUUGACCAUCCCAUUGAGUCCUGUCCAAGAACGCAGGGGACCGGAUAAAGAUAAGUGGGACCCAGGCUCGGCUGCCAGGUACCUGCUAUUCCCACUCCAGCAGACCCAGCUUGGCCGGGUUGCAGCAUGACUCUGUGGAAUGGUGAGCUGCCUUUCUACCCCCAGCCCCGGCAUGCCCCUGGCAUCAGCGUCCCACUGCUCAUCGUCAUUCUGGUGUUCCUGGCCUUGGCUGCCAGCUUCCUGCUCAUCUUGCCUGGGAUUCGUGGCCACUCGCGCUGGUUUUGGCUGGUGAGAGUUCUUCUCAGUCUCUUCAUAGGCGCAGAAAUUGUGGCCGUGCACUUCAGCGCACAGUGGUCAGUGGGUGGGGUGAACACCAACACAUCCUACAAGGCCUUCAGCGCAGCACGAGUCAGAGCCCAUGUUGGUCUGCACGUCGGCCUGGAGGGAAUUAAUAUUACACUCACAGGGACCCCAGUGCAGCAGCUGAACGAAACUAUAGACUACAACGAGCGCUUCAACUGGCGCCUGGGCGAGAACUAUGCCGAGGAGUACUCGGAGGCGCUUGAGAAGGGGCUGCCAGAUCCAGUUCUCUACUUGGCCGAGAAGUUCACCCCGAGCAGCCCCUGCGGGCUCUACCGCCAGUACCGCCUGGCGGGGCACUAUGCUUCGGCCACGCUGUGGGUGGCUUUCUGCUUCUGGCUCCUCUCCAACGGGCUGCUCUCCAUGCCGGUUCCGCUCUACGGGGGCCUGGCGCUCCUGACCACCGGUGCCUUCACGCUCUUCUCUAUCUUCGCCUUCGCCUCCAUCUCCAGCGUGCAGCUCUGCCCGCUCCGUCUCGGCUCCGCCACUCUCACCACUCACUAUGGCUCCGCCUUUUGGGUCACCCUGGCCACCGGCAUCCUGUGCCUCCUGCUGGGAGUGGCGGUGGUGAGUCUCCACUACUCUUGGCCCAGCGCGCUUCGCACCUUCCUGGACCGAAGCGGCAAGGACUAUGGUAGCCAGGCGAAAGGGAGCUCGCCUCUCAUCCUGAACAACCCACUGCAUAAGCAGUUUGGAGCCCUGGACUUAACGACCAAUACUAACCUCUGAGGGGGACUCAUCCUCAGACUGUUACCCCACCUCGGUUCCCAGCAAGCCAGGUAGCAAUGCCGGCUGGGGCUGGGCCGGGAUAGCCCAAAGAAAGUCACUGCUCGG
Messenger RNA from Panthera uncia (snow leopard), 1363 nucleotides. It is a transcript of the gene DUOXA2, whose product is annotated as dual oxidase maturation factor 2. Lineage: Eukaryota; Metazoa; Chordata; Mammalia; Carnivora; Felidae. The record is from RefSeq and is a predicted model, not a curated record. Gene Ontology annotation, biological process: protein transport. The transcript is spliced from 6 exons. Bases 296 to 1258 code for a protein of 320 amino acids. Gene Ontology annotation, cellular component: endoplasmic reticulum membrane.